AUGAAGCAUUUAUUCUGGUCAUAUGUACUGCUGAUUUUAUCUGUCUACAUUGCAAUGAUAGUUGCAGCACCAGAUAAAGGCGACAAAGGAGAAACGGGACCUCCUGGACCGGAAGGACCCAAGGGAGUCCAAGGAGACCUGGGUCCGACAGGUGACACUGGACCAACAGGACCUCCAGGAAGCGAUGGAGCAGACGGACCGCCAGGCACGAAGGGAGGCCGUGGAACUAAGGGAGCCAGAGGAGGAAAGGGUUCAGCCGGACUACAAGGACCAAGAGGAGCCACCGGACUAAAAGGAGAAAAGGGAGGAAAAGGUGUUCAGGGAACGCCAGGACAAUUUGGACGAGAUGGCAGGGAUGGACGUGCUGGACGGGACGGAGAUAAGGGUGAACAAGGAAAUACUGGCCCGAUAGGACUUACCGGACCAACGGGUAUGACUGGACCAAGAGGAGAUAUGGGAGACCAAGGAGAUACUGGACCAAAUGGAGACAAGGGCGAAAUGGGUUUUCUAGGACCACAGGGAAUAUUUGGAAGAGACGGGCGGAAUGGAGCCAAAGGAAAUAAGGGAGAACAAGGAUAUACUGGAAAAGAUGGAUAUUAUGAUUUACGUGUUCAGUAUGAUGGGAAGAAUGUACAAAAUAGAAGAUUCUACGAAGCUGACAAGUACAAUAUAAACAACGCUGUAAAAAAAUUCCUUCAUCAAAAGGAUCAGAACAGUAGACAUCCCUAUUGGAACAGAAGACCUUAA
Messenger RNA from Mytilus trossulus (common blue mussel), 747 nucleotides. Its product is annotated as collagen alpha-1(XI) chain-like. NCBI's taxonomy places the organism in Eukaryota, Metazoa, Mollusca, Bivalvia, Mytilida, Mytilidae. The coding region runs from base 1 to 747 and encodes 248 amino acids. The transcript is spliced from 20 exons. The record is from RefSeq and is a predicted model, not a curated record.